UGUCAAGGGCGUCCAAGUAAUCAAAAAUGUUGUUCGGCGUUGUGAUGGUAGGCUUUCGGGGACGUGUGGAUGAGUGUUGUGAAUGUUCUAGAUGUUCUUGGGUUGUAUUCUUGUAGAUGAUGAGGAUGAGUGGGAUUGGGAUUCUGGUCAGGAGGAUGAGGCGUGUUCUUGUAUUCAGUCAGCCAGCUGGUCUCGUACACAUGGGUUUCUUAAACCCCGACUGCUCCGCUGCUUAGGUUUAAGGCCGCGAAGCAUCCCUGGCGACGACUCAUCACGCUUCGCAGUGGUGCUGACCAGGAUGUGCGCCUGGCUCGGACGGAUAUUCCACCACAGCGCGAGCCCACACGGCCACACGACCACACCAUCCCGAACAGGGCAAUCUCGUCGUCCUGCUCGGGUUUGUGACGGUGUGAAAGUCCGCGGCGUGCUGAGCAAGCUGUGUGGAGUCGCGCUGCUGGCCCAAGGCCCCAAAGACCCUUACCUCCGAAAUGCGAGAGAUCAUGAUGACUCCCCACGGCGACUUAAUGCCUGCGAGUGCGAGAGUGCGACUGUGCGAGGCGGUCGCCUACUCAGGCAAUUCUGUGUUGGUUCCCCCGCCGGUUCGGAUUACUCUCCCUCCUUCCCACUCAACGGCUUUUAGGAUGACAAACUCCUUGAGUCGAGCCCGUUUGAUACGUUCCAUCGCACGUGUGACAAAGCAAUCGACAUGACACCAUCCAGAUUAACAACACAGACUUUUCUCAUUCGUUCGAAUGUUCCAAUCCGGCCUGCCAAACACCUUUCGCCGUUGAAAGGGGGAAUCGUCAUUAUUCAU
This is a messenger RNA of Hyaloscypha bicolor E, 814 nucleotides long. RefSeq lists its product as uncharacterized. NCBI's taxonomy places the organism in Eukaryota, Fungi, Ascomycota, Leotiomycetes, Helotiales, Hyaloscyphaceae. The coding region runs from base 92 to 640 and encodes 182 amino acids. The record is from RefSeq and is a predicted model, not a curated record. The transcript has a single exon.